UUAGACAAUUUAAGAAAUAGUUUUGAUGUUCACACAACAAGGAAGGAAGUCAUCAGAAAUCUUUGGAUUAAGAAAAAGCUUCAAAAAAGAUAUUCAUUGGAACUUUUCUCAACAAUAGUUUACAACUUUAUUGAAUUAAUUGUUUCUUUGUAUUAAUAGUUUCUCAUUCUCAAACAUUUCAGCAAGAAUGCCCGAAGAAUACCAAAAAAAGAAAGGCAAACCUCGUGGAGUUUCGAAUCGUAAUCUUGGUCUUGAGUGGACAAGAAAACAUGCAACUGAUGGAGCAUUUUACUUUGCUGAUGAUGACAACACGUACGAUCCUGAGUUGUUUGAAGAAAUACGAAAAACUGUCAAUGUUUCAAUGUUCCCCGUUGGGGUUUGUACACGAUACCAAGUUUCGUCACCGAUCAUUCGUGAUGGCAAGAUUAUUGACUUUUAUGAUGGAUGGAAAGCUGGUCGGAAGUUUCCCGUUGACAUGGCAGGUUUCGCAGUUGGCGUAAAGUUUUUUUUGUCACGUCCAAAUGCAACAAUGGCAUAUGUACAAGGAAGAGAAGAAGAAGAUUUUCUUAGAAGCUUAGAUCCAUUAGAAAUGUCUGAUAUAGAGUUGCUGGCAUCAAACUGUACAAAGAUUUUGGUUUGGCACACACGAACAGAAAGGAACGCUCAGGCACCAGCUAUUGAUGUGAAAUAUAACGACACAAACUUGGUAGAGUUAAGAAAAAUUCUCGUAUGAGAGUUAAGUUUUGAAGAUACAUAUUUAGAUGUAAUCGCAAUUAAAACACUUUUGAAUGUUUCAUCUGUUUAAAUAGUUGUUUAAUUGUGUAUAUGUGAGUUUCCAAAACUGUUCUUAUGUCUUCGUAACAUAUGCGCUUACUCACCAAGUUCUCAGUUGAGAAAUAAGUCUCAAAAAUUAGAGUCACUAAAAGCUAUGCAAAAUUUAAUUAUAUCUGAAAUAAAUAUUCUAUGUUUUCAAAUUUUAACCAUGCUGCGUAAUCGCUGAAUUCAAAGUUUUGUCAAAUUUUCAAUUUAAAAUAAAAUAUGUGAAUAAAAAUAAAUUUAAAAUGCAAA
This is a messenger RNA of Clunio marinus, 1068 nucleotides long. The record is from the annotation of a GenBank genome assembly. NCBI's taxonomy places the organism in Eukaryota, Metazoa, Arthropoda, Insecta, Diptera, Chironomidae.